Ictalurus punctatus (channel catfish) is the source of this 1027-nucleotide messenger RNA. Its product is annotated as transmembrane protein 100. The transcript has a single exon. Gene Ontology annotation, biological process: cellular response to BMP stimulus. Lineage: Eukaryota; Metazoa; Chordata; Actinopteri; Siluriformes; Ictaluridae. The record is from RefSeq and is a predicted model, not a curated record. The coding region runs from base 362 to 700 and encodes 112 amino acids.
ACACUGGGCUUACUUUUUGCCCAUACUAAAAUGUGUUACUGUACAAUAGCAAAUACUAAGUUAAGUGCACUCUUAUUUGUUUUAUGUAACCCUGCAUCUAGCCUUCAUUUUCAUAUUAAUAUAUUUUAACUAUACAUAUUGUGAAAAUUAAUGGAUCUGUAUAACUCCUAAUUAUUGUUAAUACAGAAUUAUUAUCCGUUAUAACAUUUGAAGCAAGACCCUGAAACAUCCACUUUGUACAGACUUUCCCUUGCCCUUCCAGAUGCUGUGAAGUGAAAGUAAAAGGGCCACUGAGUAAAGCUUUAAGUGCUUGAAGUAAAAUCACAGUGCUCUGAAUAUCUGUGAUUCUACAGCGUGAAAGAUGAGUGCUGAGCAUGCAGUGAGGACAAACUCCAUCUUAGACCAACAUCUAGAGCUGACUGUGGCCACUGGAGGAACAGAGGACUCCUGCUAUCAUUGCACAUUACCGUUCAGCAUUGUGCUCUUGAUGAUUGGCAUUGCAGUUACAGCCGUAGCCUACAGCUUCAACUCCCAUGGUUCUGUCAUCUCCAUUCUGGGGCUGGUGCUGCUUUCCAGCAGUCUGCUGCUGCUGCUGCUGCUGCUCGGCCUCACUGCACUGCACUGGAAACUCAGACAGCAAAAAACGGACAGACACUCAGCCAGUCAGUGCACUCUAGUGGAGAGCCCGAGACCCAACUGACAUCCAUCCAUCCAUCCAUUUUCUAUACUGCUUAUCCUACUGGGUCGUGGGGAACCUGGAGCCUAUCCCAAGGAGCAUGGAACACAGGUGGGGUACACCCUGGAUGGGGUGCCAAUCCAUCACAGGGCACACUCACGUACACAUUCACACACCCAUUCAUGCACUAUGGACACUUUGGACAUGCCAUUGAGUCUACCACACAUGUCUGGGGAGGAAACCGGAGUACCCAGAGGAAAUCCCUGCAGCAAGGGGAGCACACGGGAAUCGAACCCCUAACCCUGGAGGUGUGAGGUGAACGUGCUAACAACUAAGCCACUGUGCACCCCC